AUGAUUCCCGUUAAUGAAUUCCGUAACAUUACCUCGGAACAAAAUCCACGGUUCCGAGUUUUAAAGCCAUGGUGGGACGUCUUCUCGGAGUACCUGUGCAUAGCCAUGCUAAUGAUCGGCGUCUUUGGAUGCACCAUGCAGCUGACACAGGAAAAGAUCUCCUGUCUCCCUGAUUGCUUCGCUGGAGACUUAGAUGAAAGCAUGGAUUGCAGCUACCUCCAAAAACCCAGAGAGAGCAAGAGCCUAUGGGAGCAUGCCAUCACCAAGAACAUCACCCCAAACAUUGUAGAGGUGUUUGGCCGAAAGAACAACCUGGACAUUCACCAGUACAUCUUCAUAAACAGUUUCUGCUAUGAAAGGGCAGUGCACUGGUAUGGCAAGUACUUCCCCUACCUGGUGGUCAUCCAUACUAUGAUCUUUAUGGUAGCCAGCAGUUUCUGGUUCAAAUUCCCUGGGACGUCGUCCAAGAUCGAGCUGUUUGUGUCAAUCCUGGGGAAGUGCUUUGACUCCCCCUGGACCACUCGAGCAAUUAGUGAGGUAUCUGAGGAGAGAGAAGACAUGGUCACGUGGAAGAAAAAUUGCACAGCAAAAGCAUCGGCGGUGGAAAGUCCUGAUGAGGAGGACAAAUCUGCUGCCUUUAUUCGUUCUACGUCGGUUGUGUCUGACCAGGAGAAGGAGCCUGAGCAUGCCACGUCUGUCCUGGACAAAAAAGAAGGCGAGCAGGCCAAGGCUCUGUUUGAGAAGGUGAGAAAAUUUCAGACACAUGUAGAAGAGGCAGACCUCCUCUACCUUAUGUAUGUUCUCCAGACCUCACUCAAGGUGCUAAAAUUUGCCAUCAUCACCAUUUAUAGUGUUUUCCUUGUACCAAAUAUUGAGAUUGUAGUGACUUGCAGAGUCCCACCUGACCUGACUGGUUUUGGUUUGUUCUGCUGUAAUAACAACAAAGCACACCUCUUCUCAAAACUAGCCUACUGUUACAUUGGGUUUGUUGGUGUGUAUGGAAUACUAUGCAUCUAUUCUCUCUACUGGCUCUUCCAUCGGCCACUGAAAGCAUACUCCUUCGAGCAUGUACGUCUGGAGACAGGGAUCAACGACAUCCCUGACGUUAAAAAUGACUUUGCAUUCCUCUUGCACCUCAGCGAUCAGUACGACCCUCUCUACUCUAAACGCUUUGCUGUUUUUCUCUCUGAAGUGAGUGAGAGCAGGUUGAGUCAGGUUAACCUCAAUCACGAGUGGCCCAUCAAGAAACUCCGCACACGUCUCUCAAGGAACACCAGUGACCGCUUAGAACUGCACUUGUUCAUGUUGCCAGGCUUACCCAGCACUGUGUUCGAUGUGCCAGAAGUGGAAUCUCUGAAGCUGGAACAGAUCAAUAAUGUGACUAUUCCUGGCACGGUGACCCAACUUGCAGUUUUACAGGAAAUCUCCCUCAUUCACUGCCCUGCCAGACUUCACCUAGAAGCCCUCACUUACCUACGAGAGAACCUGAAAGUCCUCCUCCUCACCUUCAGCAACCCAGAGCAGGUCCCCUUGUGGAUGUACACUUUAACAAAUUUGGAAGAGCUCCACCUGAGUGGGCCACUCACCAAUGAGGUCCAUCGUGGCACCACCUUAGACACCUUGCGGGAGCUCAAGAACCUUCGUGUGUUGACCUUGCGUGGUAAACUUGCCAAGAUCCCUUCCAGUGUGGUGGAUGUAGGUGGCCAGCUGCUAAGAUUAUGUGUGCACAACGAGGGCAGCAGGCUGCAUGCCUUCAGUAGUCUGAAGAAGCUUGCAAACUUGGCCAUGCUGGAGCUGAUUGGUUGCGAACUGGAGCGCCUCCCCAGCGCUAUCUUCAGCCUCACCAAUCUGCAACAGCUGGAUCUGAAGGAGAACAGGCUUACCACUGUAGAGGAAAUCCUUAGCCUGCAACACUGCCGCCGACUGAGCACGCUCAGACUAUGGCACAACUCUAUCCGCUCCAUCCCCGAGCACAUCAACAAAUUGCGCUCGCUUGAGACACUCGACUUGAGCUGGAACAAGAUUCAUAGACUGUCAUUGCACCUUUGUUACUGUACCAAGCUUCGGCACCUGGAUCUGUCCCACAAUCAACUCACCUCAUUGCCCCCUGAAAUUGGUAUCCUCCAGAGUCUGUGGCACCUUUCUGCUGCUUACAACUCACUAGAAGUGCUCCCAGAGGAGCUGUUCUCCUGUAAGAGGUUGAGAACUCUUGAGCUGGGGAAUAACAGAAUUUCCUUUUUGUCUCCAAGGGUUGGGAACUUGGCCCACUUGGUGUGUCUGGAACUAAAGGGUAACAGGCUGGAGUCUUUGCCUAUUGAGAUAGGUGACUGCAACCUAUUGAAGUUGACUGGGCUCAUCGUAGAGGAGAGUCUGAUUGAUAUCUUGCCUACUUACAUAAAAGAUAGUAUGAAGGAGAGGUGAUUCAAAGACUGACUCACAUUUGAGUUGAGUUGGAAAACCAGAGCAUAUUCGGCACAAAGAAGGAAACAUCGCUGGUUCUAGA
Messenger RNA from Neoarius graeffei (lesser salmon catfish), 2503 nucleotides. RefSeq names its product volume-regulated anion channel subunit LRRC8E. The transcript has 2 exons. The coding region runs from base 1 to 2421 and encodes 806 amino acids. Gene Ontology annotation, molecular function: protein binding. The record is from RefSeq and is a predicted model, not a curated record. NCBI's taxonomy places the organism in Eukaryota, Metazoa, Chordata, Actinopteri, Siluriformes, Ariidae.